UUGUCAAGUUAAUAACAAACAGGUCGCUGUUGAAAGAAAUCUGCGAGAGCAAAUCAAGAAGAAAAAAACUAGUGGCGUGCGAAAAAAGUUCAACUAAUUAUUAGCUGAUUUGAAGUAUCAGGUACCGAACGGAAUCCAGGAAUGACGUCGAUGAUGUUGACAGAAGAUGGCAACAACGAUCGCGAGCUGCAGCAGGAAAAAUACCUACGCGACCUUACCAAGACAUUCACCGGAAUCGAGAAACCUCUUAAAAAUGCCCCCAAGUGUCAGACACUAUCCGAGCUUAUCAGCGAGCUGCACAAAACGUUCGCUGCAGACCACGUGAACAUUGAGUACGUUAAUCAUCUGAUGCUGAGCUACGAAUCUAAUCCAGCAGAUUGGCGGAAGUUUGCAAAGUUCGAUCGAUUCAGGUACACCCGCAAUCUAGUAGAUGAAGGAAACGGAAAGUUUAACCUGAUGAUUCUCUGUUGGAACGAAGGUCACGCUUCAGCUAUUCACGAUCAUGCCGAUUCGCACUGCUUCAUGAAAAUGCUCAGAGGGUCCCUGUGCGAGGUGAGAUAUGCCUGGCCAAAAGAUGCGACUGUUAAUGAGGAUGACAAGGCAGAUAUCGCUAAUGGAAACAGUUUAGAAGAAAAUGAGUACACUAGUGAUGAACUAGAGGAAAUUUCCCGCACAACUCUCGAGAAGAACGGUGUUUGCUACAUAAACGAUACCUUAGGGCUACAUCGUGUUGAAAAUCCUAGCCACUCGGAUGUGGCCGUUUCGUUGCAUCUGUAUUGUCCUCCGUUUGACACGUGUUCGAUUUUCAACAAGCAAACAGGCAAGCGAACUAAAUGUAAGGUUACAUUCUGGAGCAAGUAUGGCAAGCGAGAGCAACAGGACAUAUAAAAUAUUUCUCAGCACUGAAGCCUUAUUCUCAGACUGUGAAGCUUAAAAAGCAAUAGAAAAACGUAUGAGAUUUCUCAUGUUUUACCAUUUCAACCCUUAACACAUAGAUUUUUAGUUAUAUGACAUAUGUUAACUCCAAUUAAUCAGCAAAUCUUAUGUAUUUUACAAUAUCGACAUAUUAUUUCAUAUUUUUGCAUAAAAUAUAAAAUAUAUAUAUAUAUAUUUUAUUGCUGAGUCAGCAAUGGUUUUUCUACCAAGAAAAUAAAAUACAUAAAGAAAAUGGUUCUUUUUGUUCUAAAGUAUUUAUCACAAUCGAAGAGUGAAAUACAAUCUCAACAUCUAAGUUUAUUACGAAUGUUGCGUAACUAAAAUUCAACUUUAAAUUUACGUCUAAAAGCAACCGUGGAGGCAUGUUUAUCAUUUCUAUAAUACAUUAAGGCAAAUCAGUUUGAAUGCUCAAUAAACAAACUUAGCAUUCGGGUUCCAUGUAAGGGUAAACUGUUUUAGUUUGAUAUAAGUUAAAGUAAACAAUAUAAAUACAAUUUGUUACUUAUUUUCUGUCA
Wyeomyia smithii (pitcher-plant mosquito) is the source of this 1451-nucleotide messenger RNA. RefSeq names its product cysteine dioxygenase type 1. Lineage: Eukaryota; Metazoa; Arthropoda; Insecta; Diptera; Culicidae. The transcript has 4 exons. Bases 142 to 888 code for a protein of 248 amino acids. Gene Ontology annotation, biological process: L-cysteine catabolic process. The record is from RefSeq and is a predicted model, not a curated record. Gene Ontology annotation, molecular function: ferrous iron binding; cysteine dioxygenase activity.